Messenger RNA from Zea mays, 1165 nucleotides. RefSeq lists its product as uncharacterized. NCBI's taxonomy places the organism in Eukaryota, Viridiplantae, Streptophyta, Magnoliopsida, Poales, Poaceae. The transcript has a single exon. The coding region runs from base 261 to 743 and encodes 160 amino acids. The record is from RefSeq and is a predicted model, not a curated record.
CACGGUUUUCGACGGCGCGAUUGGGGGCUGCGCAAAACAGCGAGCACAUGGCGGGCGUCGACGACGCGCUGUCCAUGGGGCUCCACAAAACAGCGAGCCGAUAGCGCGCGAAGUUGGGGCCGCGUAGAUCGGCGGUGGAGCUCGCUGCUGGAAUUUUAUGGGCGCCCUAGACAGUGAGCUGGGCGGCAUUGGCCUCUCGCCAUGGGUGGAGCUCGGAUGGGGGAAAAUGCUGCCAUGGGAGAGGAGUUUGGUUGUCCUCCAUGGCUGUCCAGAUCUCAGGCGCAGCAGGGAUUGUUCUAGGCGCUGAAACAUGGAGAGGAGCAAAGGGAGGAAGGGGGAAGAUUGCAGGGCGUCAUGGGAGGAAGAGGUGGGCGAGCUGCUGCUCGCCGUGGGCGACGGCGGCUCGCUGCGGCUGCUGUUUUAUGGGGAAGAGGGGAGGAGAGGGGCCGGGGCGGCAUGGCUCCUACUACUGUCCAUGGAAAAUAAAUAGGACGCAGGAACAGCAGGGAAAGGGAGGUCGUCGGCCUGCACUUGUGCUCGUCCAGGGGAAACAGGGAGGGCGCAGGGAGGGUCGAGCCCAUGGAGGAGCAGGGCGUCGCGCCCUGGCUGGAGAGCGCCUGCUCCAAGGGAGCUCGGCCAUUUGCAGCAGUGGCAGGGGGCGUCCAUGGCGGCUGGCCGAGCAGAGGUGUCGGCCAUGGGAACUGCUGGCAGCCAUGAAGCAGAAAGGGGGCGCUGGGAGGUGAAGCUGCAGGGGGUGGCGCCAUGGGAGGUGCUUCGAUGCGCUGGGGAAGAAGGGCGCCCUGCCGGAUGGGUGUCGAGUGCCAUGGCGAGAAAGAGCCGAGCUCCCUGCGCUAGCAUGCUGCUGCUGUGAACAGGGAGGAAGAAUGGCUGUGGCGGCUGGGAGAAAAUGAGGGGUGGGAGUGCAAAAAUGCCUCCACUUGCUAGGAGAGGGCUGCUAUUUAUAGAGGGGCACUAGGGUUAGGGUUUUCCUUAGUGGGCCAAAUGGGCCGGGCUGGAAUGGGCUUGGCCCAAAACACGUACUCGGGUCGCGCUAAAUUAUUUUUCCGGAAUAAAUUUUCCCGCGGAAUUUGUCUGUACACAGAACAGAGCGAAAUAGAUUUCGGCGAACGGACGAUUGAGCAAUUAAUUCGGCCGAGAGUCUAAU